CUUGCCAUGGAGGGGUGGUUGAGCUUAAGUUUCAUAGCACUAUCCACGCUACUAGCCAUUUGGUUUUUCAUGCUCUCCGGUGGGAAGAAGCAGCAGCUGCCUCCUGGGCCAUGGAGACUACCGAUUAUCGGUAGCCUCCACCACGUCGUCAGCGUCCUCCCGCACCGCACCAUGCUAGAUCUGUGUCGCCGGCACGGGCCAAUGUUUUACCUGCAGCUAGGCGAGGUCCCCACAGUGGUGAUCUCCAGCGCCGAGGCUGUGAGGCAGAUGAUGAAGGCCAACGACCUCCAGUUCCCAAACCGCAUGGCCUCCGGGAUGCAGAACAUCGUCGGCUACGGCGGCAAGGGCAUCAUCUUUGCCCCGUACGGCGAGCACUGGCGCCAGAUGCGCAAGGUGUGUGUCACGGAGCUGCUCAGCUCCAAGCAGGUGAAGCGCAUGGAGAGCAUCCGGGGAGAGGAGAUGGCCACCCUCCUCCGCUCCAUCACAUCCUCGGCCGGCGCCACCGUCAACGUCAGCGAGAAGCUCUCGGCCCUGAGCAACGACGUCGUGGCGCGGGCGGUCUUUGGCGGCAAGAUCAGCCAGCAGCAGGAUUUCAUCCACGCGACUGACCAGAUCACGGACCUACUGGGGGGCUUCUGCCUCGUCGACCUCUUCCCGUCGUCGAGGCUGGUGCGGUGGCUGAGCAACGAGGAGCGCCGCCUUAAGAGCUUCUGCGACGUCAUGCAGCGUAUCAUUACCGACAUCCUCCUCGAGCGCAAGGCCGUGCGCGCCGCCAACAAUGGCACCUGCGACGAGGGCCUGCUGGACGCGCUGCUCACGCUGCAGGAGGAGGACUCGUUGGAAUCCCCUCUAACCACGGAGAUGAUAACCACCGUCUUGUUUGACAUAUUUGGAGCUGCCACUGACACCACUUCAACAACUUUAGACUGGGCUAUGUCAGAACUCGUUAAUCAUCCAGAAGCUAUGGCUAAGGCUCAACUAGAGGUCAGGGAGGUACUAGGUCCUGACCGAGGUAUCAUUGGCAGUAGCGACCUUGCAGAACUGCACUACAUGCGGAUGGUUAUCAUGGAAGCUCUAAGAUUGCAUCCACCUUUCCCUCUACUCAACCGCAAGAAUGAAGAGGACUGCAAAGUUAUGGGUUAUGACAUGCUUAAAGGCACGAAUAUAUACAUUAAUGUGUUUGCAAUUUCCCGGGAUCCUCGGCACUGGAAUAACCCCAAAGAGUUCAAUCCAGACAGGUUUGAGGACAAUAAGAUGGAUUUUAACGGGACAUUCUUCGAAUUCGCUCCUUUCGGGUUUGGGCGGCGGCGAUGCCCUGGAAUAACAUUUGCCUCAUCAAGUUUAGAGAUGGUACUAGCAAACUUUCUCUAUCACUUUGACUGGAUGCUUCCUACUGGGGCCAUCUCGGCAACUGUGGACACGUCCGAGAAAUUUGGGCUAACUGUACGUAUAAGUUCUGACCUGCAGCUCAGAGCUAUUCCACAUGUUUUCUCUAAAGCUAUGGAGAUAUAAACCCACCGUUCAGUACACGAGGAGGGUCUGUACAUGUGGAAUUUUCUCCUUCAUGCAUACAUUAGAAUAAGACUAUCUCGUGGAAAAAUGGUUGUACCACACUGUACUAUUGUUCGUGUUACCGUUGGCAAAAUUUAAGGUUUUCAUGUCUGCCAA
Molecule: messenger RNA, 1668 nt
Organism: Lolium perenne
Lineage: Eukaryota; Viridiplantae; Streptophyta; Magnoliopsida; Poales; Poaceae
Product: desmethyl-deoxy-podophyllotoxin synthase
Molecular function (GO): iron ion binding; oxidoreductase activity, acting on paired donors, with incorporation or reduction of molecular oxygen; monooxygenase activity
Source: RefSeq, a predicted model, not a curated record